Budorcas taxicolor (takin) is the source of this 2961-nucleotide messenger RNA. RefSeq names its product family with sequence similarity 13 member B (gene FAM13B). Lineage: Eukaryota; Metazoa; Chordata; Mammalia; Artiodactyla; Bovidae. The coding region runs from base 1 to 2961 and encodes 986 amino acids. The record is from RefSeq and is a predicted model, not a curated record. Gene Ontology annotation, biological process: signal transduction. The transcript is spliced from 24 exons.
AUGAGGAAGAGCUCCUCCCCUUCCUUGAGUAACUGCAACUCCGUUCUUGCUAACAAAAUAUUUGGAAUUCCACUUGAUGAGCUGCAGCAGGGAGGACAUCCAGACAAUGAGGUUCCGUUCAUAGUCCGCCAUGUAGUGGACUAUAUUGAGGAACAUGGAGGUCUGGAGCAACAAGGACUUUUUCAAGUCAAUGGAAAUGCUGAGACAGUGGAGUGGCUUCGGCAGAGAUACGACAGUGGAGAAGAGGUGGAUUUGGUUAAGGAAGCAGAUGUUCCCUCAGCUAUUAGUCUUCUUAGGUUUUUCCUUCAAGAACUUCCUGAACCUGUUAUCCCUGGCAGUUUGCAUAUUCACUUGAUGCAACUUUCUCAAGAUUAUAAUAAUGAAGAUGAGUUUGGAAGAAAGUUGAGGUUCCUCUUGCAACAGCUUCCACCUGUUAAUUACAGUUUGUUAAAGUUCCUGUGUAGAUUUUUAGCCAAUGUAGCAUCACACCAUGAAGAAAUCUGGUCAGCAAACUCUUUGGCUGCUGUCUUUGGUCCAGAUGUCUUCCAUAUUUACACAGAUGUGGAAGAUCUGAAAGAACAAGAAAUAGUAAGCAGGAUAAUGGCUGGACUUCUGGAAAAUUACUAUGAGUUUUUUGAGAAUGAAGAGGAAGAUUUUUCAUCUAAUGAUUUGAGUUCAAUUACUGAACAGAUACAUGCCCAAGAGUGGGACUGCUGGAUCACAUGCGACUCUAUUGUUAGUUUUGCAGGUAGCAGCGUUCUCCACAAGCUGGAGUCUGGAGAGCAGGCAUUUCACGAGGUCCUAGAGAAGGGAAUUACAGCAGUCAAAGAAGGAAGAGAUGUUAAUGAACUUUCUGAGGAAGAAGAAGAAGAUGAAAAGCUGGAACAUAUAGAAGAACUUCCAGAAGAGGGUGCAGGAAAAUCAGAUGACAUGCCAGAGGUGGUACAAUUAAGGAUGACUGAAAACAUCCUGGAACGAAAUAGUGUUACAGCAUCAACAAGUGCCCAUACAUCACCCAUCAGCAUCUUACCAGCCUCUGCAGACAUUUUAGAAAGAACAAUUAGAGCAGCUGUGGAACAGCACCUUUUUGAUCUGCAGAGCAGCAUAGAUCAUGAUCUUAAGAACUUACAGCAGCAAAGUCUCGUGUGUAAUAAUGAAGCAGGAAGUGUUAAUCGUGAUGGGGAAGGAUCUAAUAACCAGGUUGAUAUUGCUGAUGGUAUUAUUAAUGCCAGUGAACAUAACAGAGACUGUUCAGAACCUGUGGCUAGCGCUAAUUUAGACAAUGAAGUUAUGCAGCAAGAUUUUGUAUUUGAGGAUGAAGAAAAUAACCAGUGUGUAGGUAUAUUGUUAGAGCCGUGCAGUGACCAUGGUGAUGGUGAAGAUGACUGUCUUGAGAGGAAUGAAUAUUUGUCACUUGACAGUGAUAAAUUGUCACACUUGAUUCUGGAUUCUAGUAGCAAGAUAUGUGAUUUGAAUGCCAACACUGAAUCAGAAGUCCCAGGAAGUCAAAGUGUUGGUGUUCAAGAGGAAGCAGCAUGUGUCCAAAUUCCACUUUUAGAUCUGAAGAAUGUUUCUGAUGGUGAUAAAUGGGAAGCGUCAUGCCCUAUCACUUUUCCCCUCAUUGAUUUCAAAACAAUGCAUCUGCAGAGAGAUGGGGAGGAGCCAUUUCCUGCUUUUAAGUCUUGGCAGGAAGACUCUGAGUCUGGAGAAGCUCAGCUGUCUCCACAAGCUGGAAGAAUGAAUCAUCACCCUCUGGAAGAAGACUGUCCUCCAGUGUUAUCACAUCGAAGUUUAGAUUUUGGGCAAAGCCAGCGUUUCCUACAUGAUCCAGAAAUGUCCUCAUCUAAAGCACUUUCUUUUGCUAGGAUUCGAAGAUCAUCCUUUAGUUCAAAAGAUGAGAAAAGAGAGGACAGAACACCAUAUCAAUUAGUCAAGAAACUUCAGAAAAAAAUCAGACAAUUUGAGGAACAAUUUGAAAGGGAAAGAAAUGGCAAGCCCUCCUACAGUGAUAUAGCAGCCAAUCCAAAGGUAUUAAAAUGGAUGACAGAGCUCACCAAACUGCGAAAGCAAAUUAAAGAUGCAAAACACAAAACCUCUGAUGGAGAAUUUGUACCUCAGACACGUCCACGUAGUAACACUCUUCCAAAAAGCUUUGGCUCUUCUCUAGACCAUGAAGAUGAAGAGAAUGAAGAUGACUCCAAGGUCAUUCACAAGGAGAAGAAGCCAUCUAAGGAAGCAACACUUGAACUUAUUCUGAAAAGACUCAAAGAAAAACGUGUCGAGAGGUGUCUUCCAGAAGAUAUCAAAAAAAUGACAAAAGAUCAUUUGGUAGAAGAGAAAACUUCUCUCCAGAAAAGUCUUCUUUAUUAUGAAAGUCAACAUGGAAGGCCGGUGACCAGGGAAGAAAGGCAUAUUGUUAAACCUCUCUAUGAUAGAUACAGACUUGUAAAACAGAUGCUGACAAGAGCUAGCAUCACUCCUGUCCUUGGAUCUCCAUCCACCAAGCGAAGAGGUCAGAUGUUACAGCCAAUCAUAGAGGGAGAAACUGCACAUUUUUUUGAAGAAAUCAAGGAAGAAGAAGAAGAUGGUGUUUGUCUGUCCUCUGAGUUAAGUGAUAUCUUGAAAACUGCUGUACAGGCACAGUCGUCAUUGGAAAACUCAGAAUCUGAUGUUGAAGAAAAUCAGGAAAAACUGGCUCUAGAUCUCCGACUGUCAAGUACUCGAGCAGCUUCUAUGCCCGAAUUGCUGGAACAACUUUGGAAAGCCAGGGCUGAAAAAAAGAAACUACGUAAAACAUUACGGGACUUUGAAGAAGCAUUUUAUCAACAAAAUGGAAGGAAUGCUCAGAAAGAGGAUCGUGUUCCAGUGCUUGAGGAGUACAGGGAGUACAAGAAAAUUAAAGCCAAGCUUAGGCUUCUUGAAGUUCUUAUCAGCAAACAAGAUUCUUCAAAAUCCAUAUAA